UUGAGUUCAGCAGUCUGUGUGCUUCGAUGUGACGUGACGACAAACGCAAUGCAACAACAUCCAACUCAGUGAUCAUCAUUCAAUUCGGAUUGUUCACAGCGCUUCAAAAUGUUACUGGUCUUUCUAUUUCUAAUGGCGAGUGUGCCAGGUGGAGAGACAAGUAAAACCGAGUCCAUGUCAGUGACAGAGGGGGAUGCUGUCACUCUACAUUCUGAUCUUUCCGAAAUACUCAACGAUGAUACAAUAAUAUGGAUGUUUGGACCUAAAGACACUUUCAUAUACCAAAUCCGAAGAAAGGAUGACUUGACCUCAUUUAUGGUCACCGAUGAUGAGCGAUUCAAAGGCAGAUUGCAGGUGGAUCAAAAGACUGGCUCUCUCACCAUCAGAAACACCAGAAAGAGACACUCAGGACAAUAUAAACUAACAAUCUCUAGAGAAAUAAUUACAAUAAAGAUAUUUAAUGUUACUGUCUUAGCUGUGGUUGGUGAGACGGAUGGAGUCAAGUCAGUGUCAUUGUCAGUGAUGAAGGGGGAUCCUGUCACUCUACGUGCUGAUUCUGAAAUACACCAAGAUGCUCUGAUGCUCUGGAGGUUUGGAGAUAAAGGCAAUCUUCUAGCUAAAAUUGACAUUGAGACCAAUGAGAGCUCAUUAAAUGAUGCUGAUGAGGGAUUCAAAGAUCGGCUGCAGUUGAAUGAUCGGACUGGAUCUUUGACCAUCAAGAACACCAGAACCACAGACUCUGGACUUUAUGAACUACAGAUCAAAGGCAGUGAGAGCUUACACAGAUUCCUGGUUUCUGUCAGAGAUGCUGGUCUUUCAUCCAGUGAUAUAGCAGGAAUAGUUUUUGGUGUUAUUAUUUCUGUUCUGCUGAUCCUGAUUCCCUGUGUGAUUUACUAUCGCCGCAGGAUUACUAAAUUAAAAGGACAAAUGGGUAAGUAUAACAUAUUUAAACAUUUCCUCCAUACGUGCCAGGAUUUUCUUUAAACUGUGUACAGUAUAGUAUUUAAUUUGAGUACUUUGUUUUACCAUUUCAUUUCAAUUCGAACCACUGACUAGUCUAGGAUGUUCAUGCUCCGAAGUAAAUUUCAGAUUAGUGAGAUUUUUGAU
Molecule: messenger RNA, 1107 nt
Organism: Carassius carassius (crucian carp)
Lineage: Eukaryota; Metazoa; Chordata; Actinopteri; Cypriniformes; Cyprinidae
Exons: 4
Coding region: 109-984 (291 amino acids)
Source: RefSeq, a predicted model, not a curated record